AUGACAACCAACUCUAGAGAAGUUCCCAUGGUAAUGUGGAGACUCGAAUUCUCGAAAUUCCUCCAUUUAGCCUCUUCAACCCCCGGCUUCCAAGAAGCGUUUUAUUCCUGUCUAUUCCAACUUUAUCAUCGGCGGUAUUGCAGGAUGUGCGGCAAAGACAACAAUUGCGCCUCUUGAUCGUGCCAAAAUAAAUUUUCAAAGUGGGUUUUCGGCCCCCAUUUACUUAUUCUAUUCUAGCGUCUGAGAUGUAUUUUAACGUGAAAGCCCUGUUCCGGUUUCUGAGGGAGUCAUACAAAUUAAAUGGUUUUUUCAGUCUCUGGCGUGGUAAUUCGGCAACACUGACCCGCAUUUUCCCCUAUGCUGCUGUGCAGUACUCUGUCCACGAAAGAGCCAAGUCCGUACUGGGAAUUCACGAAGCGGACCUCUCCCAUAUGUACGAUUGUUAUUCUUUUACUGCUAUCUGAUAACUAUUUAACUUCUGCCCUCUCUUGCCUCAUACCAUCCUAACAGCGCUUUGCUUAGAUGCUCGCAAAUGGUCCGGUUAAUUGUUCUUAUUUGAAUGAUGCCAACAUUCGCUCACCCGUGUUCCCAGUUUCGUUUCAGUAUUCGGCGUGGUUUUGAGUAAAACGGCAUUUUUCGUCGUACAAGAUUUGUAAACGAUGUUUGCCGUCAUUGUUCCACGCCCAUUACCUUCCCCCGAACUUAAUGAUGGCUAAAACUGACCGCGUACUCUCGAAAUGAGCCGUAUAGAUCCCGGGGUGAUGGAGCUUGGCUAAAUAUUUCAUCUCCCUCUUUGCCGUAUCUUCACAGGGUUUGAGUCUUAUAUUUCCCUAUUAACCGGGUUUUAUAAUCUGUCCUCUUUAUUCGACAGGACGGCGCGAUCCUAACUAAUUCCACGAGUAAAAGUCUUUGCACGCUGUGGGGUUGGUGCAUCCAACUAAGAGAAGAUGAUUAAGAAAAUAUCCUAGGCGGCUGACGAAAUGAAUGCCAAUCUGCUUUGUGUAUGCAUACGUUUUGUUUUCUCACGAGCCUCUGUACCUGUAUAAGGUCUUCGCCGAUUGUUAAAUAUUGUCGAAAGGAUUGUCUUCUCGUUCUGCCAGUUUGGUCCAUGGCGAAGGACAGGCAGUAGGUAUCUUUCUAAUGGGACCAAUGAGGUAUUUUAACUGAUGUAUGUCCUCUGAAUAGCCGGUGGGCUUCCAAUGGUUCAAUUUUAACUCAUCUGGACUGGAGCGUCAGUGUUUAUUUGAUGACCACCGUUUGCCACAUUCGCAACAUAAGGGUCGCAUGUAAUAUCCAUUGCCUUUUCCGGAACUGUCCUGACAAUUACUCCCCCGACCCCUCACGCUCUUAGAGGAGCGUUGACUUGUCUGGAUAAUCGAAUUUGCGCCUCUGGGUGCAUUAGCCGAGCAAUAGCCCAUCAAAGUCUGAAAUGAGAGGCAUGCCUUCAAUCCUUUAUAUCUGGAUAGCUAGUCAACGUUGAACAUUUGUGCAUUAGUUUCCGCAGGUGCUCUGCUUUCUAAGUCGUUUCAUUUUUCGAUGGAGACGUCGAUCUGAUAUCCUGUUCGUCGUUUUUCCUUGUUCUAUUGUGUGCUGGACAGUUGAACUUUAUAAGCAACAAUUAUCGCAGGAAAUGUACCUCGUUCUUUGUCCUGCAGCAGUGCUAUCAUACGAACUACGAGCAUACUAAGUAGCGCUUGUGACGGUAUGUAGGUGAGUCCUCGCCAAACCUACGGACUCCCAUGAUCUCGUUAUACUUGGCUUUCGUCCUGAAGAACUAUCUUCGUGGCUGCAAAAUUGAGCGAUGCAAUUGAUUUUGGCUAUAGACUGCAGUUUAGAAUAGUUAGUAUUCCCGCCCAAAACCCUGUUUGUGCUCAUUUCUGUUAUCUCAACAUUCUUUUUUCCUAGCAUGCGUACUUCCGUGGACAGUUAGAGCAUAAAUUCGUCAUUACUCCACAUUUAUCAUCUGAGUUUACUAGUCGUUCAUCUUCAGAACAUAGCUGCGCCUGAUAACUUUGCGCCGAGGUGCAAAUCAAACACGCCGUCUUGCAUCAACGCUUAAAGCCGCGUUCGAGGAUUCUUUGAUAUGGGCACGAAUUUGCUUUACUCCAGAUUGUUCCCUGCUUAAGUUAUAGUGUGGUGAACUUGAAAACACCGGGUUUUAGGGGCUUUUGGGAAACGAUCCAUCAGAACCCUGACGUCGGGACCUCAAGGUUUGCACGUAUUGUUUUACCGAUUGUUGCAAUGCGUAGGUGUCCGCUUAAAGAGCCUCUUUACAUAUAUGCGCUUUUGUGUUGACGAAUGGUUGGUGUAGAAGUUUAUGGCUUUUAUAGUGCUGCUUGCUUUCCAAUAGGCUGUUGUCUAAAGUUAACUGCUAGGGUCUCGCCAAGAACGGAAUUAGGACCUUCUUUCCACUAAACUCGAUUCCCAUUGUCAGUCUAGUUUGUAAGAAUACUGAUGGCAAUGCUCGGUCUUACACUAGGAAACGCGUUGCCGACGAGUUCUGCACGCCGACCAGUUCUGAUUUUCGACUUUGACUUGUUAAACGAUCCGGUAGUGUUUCCUCCGUGGUGGACUGACUUAAACUUUUGUCCCAGGACCUCCGACUUUUCGUUUUUAUUGAGCACUCCUGUCAUAACGCGCACUUUAUGGGCUUGCCAACCCUACACAGAACAGAACAACGGCUUCCCGUUUUUCUAUGCAUCGGCCGGGACGUUUACUCAGACAGUUAACAAUGAUGCUGGUUACCCUCUUUUUGUCAUUUCUACAGGCCUCUUUCAAGCGUUCGGGUCCGUCGUUUUGUGGCUGGAUGUUGUGCCGGAACAAGCUCUGUCGCGACAACAUAUCCCCUCGAUUUGGCGCGUGCUCGCAUGGCUGUGACUCAACGUGGCAAGUAAGUCGUCUAAUGCGGUACAAAGUCUGGUUUAUUGUUUCUCUCCCCCACAAAAAGCGGGACCUACUGAGUCCGUGUAAGUCGCAGACGCUCGUGACACUCAUUCGGUGGAGACUCAUGUCACAUCAGGAAUGCGUCGAAUUUUAUCGGUAGUCUGACGAAUGGUCAGAACACGUCACUGCUACUGAAGUGCCCUUCCUAGUGGCAGUUUUAACGCAUGCCUUGCUAGAAUAGAUUUAACACGCAUGAAACUGUCACCGCUCGCAGCGUUGCCGACCUACGAGACGAAAAGCAGACUGUAAUGACUCCUUGAUGUUAUAUUUGCGUUAGCUUCACUCCUGUGAGAUCGGAACAUAAGACACGCUCAAGAAAACGACCUGAAUUCGUGUCAGCCACUGCGCCAACUCUCACCAUCAACCGAUUAGACUUGGACUCUGGUGUAUGGGAGAGCAUGGGGAGGGCGUAAUUCCGUCCCAGCUCUAAUGUCAUUCCCUCACAUCGUCAUCGUAAGCAAUAGACUGCGUCUUUAAACUGCCACCACAGUCGUGAUUCAGAAAAUUUCUGAUUGAUAGGAUAACUCGGUCCUGCUCGGAACUGAGAGUCGGGCUUCCACUACUCGUUCCUGUUAUUAUUCUUAUUGUAUUCUCACUCAUUUAAGGUGAGUGGCCCUAGUUAUUGUGUGGUUAAAGACAAGUUCUUGUGUGGCACGCCUAGGUAUAGCUUCAAUCUCACCAACCACUGCUCUUCCAAUUUUCUUGAGUUUUCUUCACCGUCGGAAUAUGCUGUGUUGGGAAGAAAGUGAAGUGGGCGCUGCACAGACAUGCUUCCCAGAGCGAGGCAAACUUCACGGCUUAUAGUCGGCAAACCUGCUAUUAGUGAAACCAAUGUUGACUGGGGGCUAUAAAUAGGUGCAUGUACCUUGUCAAUCAGGAAUUGCGGUUUAGUAGCUCACAUGCUAGAAUGUCGACCUUUUUUCUUUUAGUUUCGAAGCGGUUUCUGUCCGAAGGUAAUGCCACCUAGAUCUAAAAUGUGCAUGAACGUAAUCCUAGAAUGUUGUCUGGUCACGAGAAGAAAAAUGCAUGGCAUACGACUUAACAGACGAUUGCUUCGUCGUCAGUGUUGACUUCUAGUAGGACUGUUUCUUGUCAUCAGUCCUCGUUACGUAUACGAUAGUUUGGUCGUUUCCCACGAGGUCCACGGUGUGCACCACAGCAAGGUAGGGUGCAGGGACGGUGACGUGCGUAUGAAUUAGUUUAUGGUGACAGCAGACCUGCUCCGCAUCUAUCACAACUCUUCUCCCACCCUCCCGGGACUGGCGUCAAGACAGAGUCAAGAAGACCGGAGGCAGAAUUGGGCCCAGGUGGUUAGCGCGGCGUGAGCCUGCACGUAGGCGUGCCGUCGCAUCCCCAUGUAUGGAGUUCAUUAUGUAAGGGUAGUCUAAUACCGCGUGCCGGACUCCCACUUGGCCUCCAUUUUGGUCCAACGCAACGUAGCGUCAAGUACACGAUAGAUUCUGCCCAGACUAUAGCGCUGAGCAACAUAUGGACUGCAAAUUGACCCGCUUCUCGAACCUUAUUCAUGUCGACAAAGCCGUCUCUCUCGAGAAUGCCAUCCAGGAGACGCGAUCCGUCCUCCGCAACACAAUCAUCUCUCAAAUUCAGCCUGAAACUGAAAGCUGGUGAAGCCAUAGGACUACUCGACGGGUUUGCGGCGCAAAGAAUUUUCUUGACCUGGAUAGUGGAAGAUCAAGGCAAAUGAUUAUCUUUUCAGCCCCAUUUCUGCUUCUACAAACACGCUUUUAUCCGGAGGAAAUGAGCCGUCCAGAGGGACAUACCUGCUACAUGAGAUUGAUCACCUCAUCCAUCAAACUUUGCUGGCUUCUGUUUUGCCUAAGUGCUCUGGUCUUGGGUGGGCACAAACGGUAGCAUAGCGAUGGACAAUCACCAAUCCAGAUAUAUUGUCAGCAAAGACAAGAGGGCCUGAUGGCCAUAUUUUGGCAUGUUUGCUGCUACCAGACAGCAACCCCCCGGGCUGGGAUGGCUCUAGUUUUUAAUCCAGGUCCAGUCUGUCACGGACGCAAGCCCACGCCGCGCCCGCUGCAGUCGGGAGGAUUGAAGUCCACACGAUAGUAUCGUUUACUGAUGUAUCUUGAUUGUAGACAUUCGACUUUGCCUUGGGUUGCCUGUGGCUGGCUGAUGAUGGCGAUAAGUAAUAGACGAGAAAUGGCAUUUCGUUCCUCCUGCAAUUUCUGUCGUACCUCUUGGCAUGCUUGUUUCAUGACAACUUGAUCGUCGCGCGGGAUGGACGCAGCACCCGUGACUUGCGCGUGAAGCAGACUUGUGCAGCAUUUGCCGCACUCACUCCUUUCCUGCCCAUCGAUCAUCAAGAGCAAGACAAUAUCAAGACGACGUAGGUAGGCGAGGGCGCGGUGACUGACAAAGUUAAAUAACUCGUCCAUGCGUACUACACAUGACCUGGUCCUCGCUCAAUGUACCGCGUUUUCACAACAAGGGUGGCUAAGGUCUCACAUAGAUAGGAGUGUCGUAAAACCCGCAUUAAGAAGGGGGCAUUUCAAAUUACCUUUCAGUUUUGAGCAGAACUGUGUUAUUCUCUCAGUUGGCAAUCUCCCGGGCCACAGUUCUUAGUGCGUUGUUCUCCAUACGCGCUCCCGUGGACGUUAAAGGGGGCGCGACAAGUGAUGUGCCUGUAGACGCUUUCUCGUAAAUGAAUAAACGAGUUGGUGUAAAGUCCCACGGCAUCUAUGAAAUCCAGACAUGGACUAUUACCUAGGGGUGAUUUUGUCUCUUCGAUGCCGAAGGUCAACGUACCGGGACUCUGUCACUUCAUUCUUUGCACUGCCUGUGAUGUGUCAGAAGCCUAAAGUACAACAGUACCGCGUUUGGCAAUCGAGCGAAUUUUUCUCGUUGAGCCGUUUUUUUAAAAGUACUUUUCGUCGAAACCUGUGAUCGUCUGAAGACGGAAAGCUCAUUCCAAUACGCUAAGUCAGCCUCUGCGGCAUGCCCGAGCCAACAGCCUGGUUGGUCUAUCUUCUAGGAUUCUAGAUGCCACACGAAACCCCCGAGUUUGCAUAACACGGAACUACGAGGCGCACAACUUCUAGCAUCCAGUGUACCCCCAUGCAUUUGAGUACUUUCUGACAAAACAACUACCAGCUGAGUAUCCUAUGCUAAUCUCUUUCAUAAAAAGUAGCCCCCACCUAAGCAGCUUGAAGCACGCUACAUGCUCAGAAAUUAUGAACAGUGUUCUCACAAAUGACUGGCGAAAUCUUCAACAGAAAGUUCGCGCUCCUCUGACCCAUUGACCCGCCACCAUACUGCCAUAGUGCUGCGACAACACUUGGGUUUUUUCCUCUGACUGGAGCGUUUGCUCCAGUCAGCACGUGGAGCUAUAGUGCACCUUUGAUGCAUAUGUGCCUAUCUAUAUGGAGCCGUCGGCUGCUACACACAUUGAGGUCUUUUUGAAUGGCAUGAAUGAACCCGUUGUGGUUGUACCCCGUGCUCUCCUCUACUCUCAGUGGCGUCAUCAUCCAAAUUGACGGAAUUUUCUUCUAUCAGUAGGCCGAGUUUUUCAUGUCAAUUUUCUCUUGCAUGCUUUAUUCAACUCUCCUUUUUGUCCUCUGCAGGUACGCAAACCUGACUGCCGUUCUGCGGUCAGUGUAUCGCGAGGAGGGCAUUCGUUCUCUGUAUCGCGGCUUCGCGCCAGCCCUUCUCGGAAGCAUACCCUACUCCGGCGUUGCCUUCUUUACCUUUGAAACACUCAAGGAGUGGAGAUUGAGUAAGAUGACUUUUCUUUGAAGUAUUUGUCUAACCCCCCCCCGCCUUGAUGAAAAACGUUUUACAAGCCAGCGCCCCCGGCUGUCAUCUCAGUCGGGUCGGACAUUCUGUCUUGCUGACACCCGAAAUGCAAUGAGCUGUUUAGGAAGAAAAAUUCUGAUGCCGAAGGCUUACAGUAUAGACUGGGAUCUCAAAUACCAACUUGACUUGCCUCCACAAAAUUCUGCUGUGCGCUGUCUAGGUAUGCGGUAGAAAAUGCGACCAGAGAGCGCUGUAACUCACAUUGGCUUGGGACUGUGCGAAUUCCAUGUAGAACGGAAAAUAUGCAUUGUCUUUUUCUUUAAAGUUACAAGGUAGAACCUUGCAGUUGGUUUCAUGGCGAUAGACAACCAGGAGGAAGGAAUGCCGACAAAGGCAAGCGUGACUUUGUUCAAGUCUCAUGUUCCUUCAUUUUUGGGUUUAAGUCAUAGCUGGUUAUUGACGGCGAUUAAAUCAGAAGUGACCAUUUUAGUCUGUCCUGUGUUUACCGGGGUAUUCCCUUUGGAGGCAUAAAGAAUUUUAUAUGGGCGAACCAAUCUUUACGCCCAUCCAACGUCUGGAUAAUAAAAUAGAAUAUCCUUUCAAUACCUAGGAAUCUUAAUUCCGCCCUGUCAUUGAACUUCUUGCCCUCUUGAAGCCGAUUUGGGCGAAGGAAUGCGAAAGUCGACUUUUGCACCCGCCUCGUAUAAUGCCCUACCAGUAAGGCCGUAGCGAGCAGACCUUCGGCUGCUUUUCAAACAAUGACUCUUGACCCCUUUGACAAUUUCUAUGUGAAGAUGCACGUUUUCAUGCGCGGUCUUCCGUAGAGAAAAGUGAGUAGCUUUUUGCAUGUUUGCGUUGACUCUGAGACCGGACUUCCAGGCCCUCGAACCGUCCCGAUUCGACUUGUGAAUUGUGCUGCGCAAAAUGUAACGGAGCAGCGACAUUCUGACAUCCACCUCCGCCUUUCUGUUACAUUUCCCAGCGCAGGUCAAAGUCAGCCCGAUGUUAAAGUUGAGUUCAUCUUCGAUUUCUGACUGCUUGCUUCGCAGGGACGCCAACAGUGCCUACUGUCACGGCUUUAACGAUAAUAUUUUCGAAUCUGCUCCACCUUGUGGUGGCGAAGGUCCUUGCAUGUCCUUGGCUUCCAGGGUUUUCGCCUCUGCUCACCUGCCUGGGUAUUUUGCGGCCCUGUUGAUGAAGAAGCCGCUCAAAACUAGUAAGAUCAGAUAAUGCAGAAGGAAUGCGGACGAAGGCAGUGGGGAAUUGAAAUGGCCUUUUGGCUUAUUUCCCGUCAUCAGCUAGUACUACCCGAAACCCUGCCCUGAAAACUGCCGUCCAACAGGUUACCAAACCUUUUGAGUCAAGUUUUCCAGCAGUCAAGCCACGGGCUCACGCCUUGUGAGCUGCGGUCCAGAGUACUCAGUCAAAUUCGAUUGAUGUUUCACUUAUCUGGUUGCAGAGAGGGGCGCACCCGCUCCGUUUUCCUCUGGAGUUCCGAGCCAGGGUCUUCGCGGUGUUCGCAUGACGACAAACAGAUAAUAAGGAGAAUCGCGUGGUAGCUAAGGUAUCGGUUGCGCCUUAAGCAUCAUUAGACCAAGUACCGGCUUGUAGAAGACGACGGAAUUCAUCAAAAGGAAGGAUUUGCCCCGCACAGGACGUUCAGCUGUUGCCCCAGGCAGCGAUGGUCGCAGACCGGAUCAAAGCGAGUGCUGAUCGUAUCAAUUCAUGCCUGCGAAUGAGCAUAUGCUGUCGGUUGCCGCUGUGGGCUAAUGGGAGCAAGUUCAGUGGUUUUGUGAAGCUGCACUCCUACUUGACUUUCGAAUCAGAUAGUUGUGGAAACAUGGAGGAGCAUUAACUCUGAACAGUUAAUUCACUUGUAAUCUUGUCUCACUCAAAUGCUGUAAAUGCCCCUUGCUUUAUUGCGAAUAAAAACUUCGCCAAUUGCGUACGAUCAGUGGCGAUGGUCUCUGGCGUGUACUUCUGUACUUCCGAAUGGUUCGCCUGGUUCACUGGCGGCCUACGCACGUGCUCUGUGAGGCCAAGGCUGCACCUGCUGUUCAACCGAGUAACAUCUGAUCGAUUUUCAGCUUAUCACACGUUGUUCUUCGUUCGUUCACGCUACUGGCCUAGCGAAUGACUGCUCAUGUCCUGAACUAAUGACGAAAUGAGCAGAUUCAGUCGGCUAGUCAGCGGAAGCGGUUGUUCUGCCGACAGAAACUGGUGGACUUGCCUUUGUAAACCCAGUCAUACCCAUUCUGCAAUGAGACCGCUACCGCUAUGUGACUUCGAAGCUGUUUUUCAAUUACUCUUUGAUGAUGCUUCCUAGCAGCCAUAUCAAACUUGAAGAAGGUUGAUGCACUGGACGCUGAAGACCGCUAGUAGUCGACGACAUAUAGGUAAAUGUCUCUCGGUCGGAUAUACUACUCCGCCCCUGUUUUCGUCCGCAUACGCAUGCUUACUACUGCCGGAGCAAACAGCCCAUCAUCGUUUCCUCGACCCCCCCCCCAUUCUAAUGCAUGCUAAAAGGUGAGUUUCGGGUAGUAACUGUGGAAAGGUAGAUUCUCUGGAACGAAAGCUCUGUUCAUCCGGCGUUUCGAAUUUACCCACUCGUCAGUAAAAGCCGAUCCGUACAGUCGCUGACCUGGGAUCUAAGGGCUCUCUGCCAGUCAGCAUGUAUGUCCGUAAGCACUGUCGCUCCUUCUUUUGCCUCUGAUUAUAGACUCAAGUGUUAACCCGAGGAGGCACCAAACGAGUGAUUACCUUGUUACAGCGAUUGAGCCUACUUACUCUGGUAAAAGCUAUCUCACGGACAGCUCGGGCAGUAAACGUUGACAGUCAAGACUAUCUAUUUAACCCAUCGACUUCCAGGAUGGGGAUCGAACAGCCUAACCUUCCGCUUGGAGCGUCAGUACAUUUGUUGUAGUGAAGCACCCUUUUUCUGAUAUUACGUCUCGGAAUCCCAUAUUCACCGUUAGUAGUGUCUGCCGGCAUUUGUACUAAAGGCGCUGCAUGCCUCUUCAACCAGCAGACACGUCGUCGUGUAGCGAUUCAUUCUUACCGGUACCACACACGCGCCUCUGAUUCUGCGUCUAAUAGUGGGUCCGAGUGUGGAUGUGAAGGCCAGAAAAGUAAGACUUGUUCCAGCAACCGAAUCUUUUCCUGACUGACUCCUUAAAUCCACACUUUUGUUGAAGAUUUAUGCGCGCGCUGCCUUGCUAUUUUUUGUAUUUCAUCUCUUAUAAGCAAGAUAUGCACAUUACAUUCAUUCUGUAGAGCUUAAGAUAGCGAAUGACUCCUGGGCCUCGCAGUGUAUGUGUGCCAUACGACGCAUCUUUAUUGCCUUUCCGGUUUCCAGGGGCGCUAUGUCUUGGGCCUACGCAGGAACAGUUUUGGAGUAAAGAGUUAAUGUACUUUGAAUAGAGGACGCAUUUUGGGCAUACCUGUAAGGUGUCACUUCGACUGUCGCGAACGACGAUUUGCGCUCUGUGCCGUGCAUCGUGGCGGACGCAGGGGCGGUGACUUGCACGUGGAGUAGCUUGUAGUUAUUAGUGUUCUUGCGCAGCAUCUAUCGCACCCACUCCUCCCCACCCACCGGACAGCAUCAGUAAGACCGGGGACGGGAUCGGGCGCAGUGGCUGACAAGGCUGAACAGCUCGUCUGCACGCGCCACCCAGAACCUGCCCCACCUCCCCCAACACGCCAGGUGUUAACACGGGCAGUGAGCGACUCGGAUUGCACGUUCCUGAGAGUCGACCUCAGUCAAUACCGCCAUGGCCUAUGAUCUUUUUGACUGUUAACUCGUUUGCCAGAUCGGUGCCCCGCCACGCCCGAAGGUUUUACCGCGGCAUGCUGCUUGGCUACUUAUUUGUCAUACCCUAGGUCUCGCCUACUUCGGAGCUCGCCAUCGAUAAUGACCAACUAUCGGACGCGCCGUGCAGCUAGACCGAAAGGUGGAUCCCUUCUCAGACGUCCUGUCGCUUCGGACGUGGUUUCAACUAUAUUCUACCGUGCUAGGUUUGAGCUGCCUUGCGGCCAUAAAUAUAAACUCGUUCAGAUUUCUGUAUGGGUCGCUUAUCUCCCCCCACCCCUCACCCCCGGCAGGACACAGGAAUAAAAACGUCCCAUAAUGCAGCUGCCUUUGCUCCGGAUUAGAGCGGAAUUAUGACUAAGGUUAGUGUUCGGCUUUGAUUUAAGGUUGGGGUUAAGUGAGCGUUGGGGUUAUGGUUAGGGCCGAAGUUAGAGUUAGGACACGGGAAUGGGUCCCCGUCCUGUAAUUUGCACAAGGCUGCCUGUAUUACGGGUGGGGACGUUCCUAUUCCCGUGUCCCGCCGAGGGGGGGGGGCAUAUAAGUUAUCUUCUUCCAAAUUGUCUCAGGGAAUCGAAUGUUUCGAGGUAGGGGUGCUUGGACGAGUCGCCAACAAAAAGCCAAAUUAGUGUAAGACCGACGAGGCACACCCCUUUGUUUGAAGAUGCAUUUAGGACUGCGCUUAAGGUCGAUGGUCAGACUCAUUUGGUAGUUGCCGGGAUGGGAGGGGGGGGAACCUGGUUCGUGCCCAAAAAAUCCAUUCCUUGUUUUCCAGGCUAGGUCUCUGUUGACAUAAUUAUUGACGUUUCUUUUCUACCCGUUGCAGAACGUCGGAAAGUUUCGGAGUCUGGCGCUGGUAAGACGCCGAUGAAAUUGCAUCCCCUGGAGAACCUCUUCUGUGGUGCGACCGCUGGCAUCCUUGGACAGACCUGCUCCUACCCUUUGGACAUUGUUCGGCGACGUAUGCAGACUGCAGCCGUCACCGGUGAGUCUCACACCCAUCAACCUUUUAACAUUUGUCGCUCCGGGUUUCCAGAAAGGCGCUCUUCAAAGUGUUUGGUGUUGUUUCAUCAGACCCCCGGGGGGAGGGGGGCGUGAGGUACGGAGCCUUAGUGUCAUGUCAGCCGAUUUGCCCGAUCUCAUCGAUGGUCCUUUUGACUUCGCUACAGCACAUGUAACUGGAGCGAGGGCGUGAAAUCGACCCUGCGCGAUUUUUUCGUAUUAUAAUAAAUCCGAUGCACCGUUGGGCUCCCACAGCGUCUUUAAAUACGGCAGCUGGGAAGGUUGACUACGAGGUAACUUGAUUCUUGCGGCAGACGGCCAAAAUGUUAUUCCCCCUGCCCUACUGUGGCAAAUCUCGCGGACGUUUUUGGACCUAGGCAGAAUGCCUUUUCGGUCACCAUUUCACUCUAGGCUCUAGUCAUCUUGACACCAGAGAAUGAAGCAACGAGAAAAGAUUGAUUCUGUUACUGCGCUUACUCCGGCGACAAACUGUUUUUUUGGAAAUCAUCAUCACCACUCACUUAGUACGACAAACGGAAACCGACCUGCCUUGUAGAGAGUUUUUCUUAUGCGUAGGAAUACGCUUCUGCUCAUUGAGCAGACGUGGACCUGAGGUAAGACAACUAGGACUCCUAACUCACAUGCAAUUACUGUUUCUCCCGACGGCCAGUCGGACUGCCCCUCUCCCCUUGUAAAGUUUCUUUCAUGGACCUGUCAGCUUAUGUUUUAGAGACCUCUGUUGUACUGUCGUCCUCGGAGGACGGGGUGAUUGCCUAUCGUCGUCGCCUUUAGGUCGUUUUCGGUUAGUUUUGGGUUGUAAAUCGGGGCAUCGCGGAGGAUGUCUCCAGUGGAAGGCCGAAGUACUUCUGGCUUAUGGGUUGACGGCCGCACCAAAAUCCACCUGCGCCCAGCUGAACGCGGUAGCCACACCCUAGUAACCUGGGUGGCGUGGCCAGAUGGGAGCAACUGGUGCGUCUCUCCGUCUUGGUACAUCGCUGCCCCAGCAAAGCCAUCAUGACCACCAUUGUCGCCUACUCAAUCUCAGCAAAACGUCUAGAUUUAACUUGAUCAUUAAUAGCCUAUUCUGUAGAUCUGUUCCUACUAUAUCCUAACUUUUACCCUUUCGGUUGUGUUUUAAUGUCUUAAAUUACUAAUUGUACUGGCUGAACGCUUAGGGGUGCGCAGCGGUCCGCCAAACCCUUUUUAACCCGAAUAUUUCGAGAUGGCUCGAGUUCCAUCAAUGCAAACUCAAAUCUCUAUCCCGUUGGCAGCAUUCAUUUGCCAGUGGGAACCUCUGUUCAGCGCUGCUAUUGACUUGGCAACCUCUAGACAGUCCGGAAUUUUAAAAAUCUGGGUCUUAGCAGCGCGUCAUGGCACGGACAGUUUCUCCGUCCGGCUGCCUUAAGUCUAACCUCGGGACGUACUUCUUACGCGUUAAUUGUCCACGCGAAAGGGACGGUAAUGGGAGUGCACUACUCACGUCUGAGUAAACUUUAAGUAUUUCGUGCAUGUACAAGCGUUUAUUCCCCCCCCCCCCCGGCACCAACCCCUUGUGACGUCCUGCUUGCAUGUACCGAAUUCCAGUGUGUUUUAGUAAGUGGACCUUUAUUUAGUUCUGAAGCUAACUUACCGACUUGUCGUCGUUAGGGCGUUAGUACAUCCCUGUGUCGAACACGUAAACGCCGACUUAAUGGGUUGUUUCCUAUGAAAGUGACAGGAGAUAACAACGUUCUGACUACAUUCAGGCGCAUUACCUCCCAACCGGAUGUUCUGAGCGCGUCUCCACAGAUAUAUGCUACAUAUUCCAAAAUCAGAACUCAAUAAGACAAUCUGUGAAGUCCGGCGUCAUAGCUGAUCAUGGUCGAACACGGGAGCGGACGAAGCGGUUGUGGCUUAUUGGGUGAUUCGGAGUAUAGCGAUAGCGACCGCUUUUUCCGCGGUUGUUGUUCGGACAAGGGGCGAGGCACAAAGUGAAAAGUGCCCCCUCCCCCUCCCAAUCCCCCCCCCCCUAUGUACACACCCCGCUUGUAUAAAGAGACGAACCGUAAUCGAUUUCUCUUAUCGCGCACACAUUUUAAUUGGUACCCCGAUUCCAUAUAAAUGCAUUAGCCAGAUGGAAAUUUAUCGAAAGCACUCGUGUGCUCGCCGAAUGCUCUUGUGAAUUCAGAAAUGUGUUUUCACUUCGAAAGAUUACUUAAGUAGGGUUGUAAUAGUAAUUAUCGCGUCGCAUGGUGUCAAGAUAUUCCAGUUAUGUCGGGAUGCCAGCUUUUAAAUGAGCUUCUUAUCGACCGCUUGCGUAAACUGUGUUUUGUAAAAAACGACCAUUUAAAUAACAGGAGUAGUCCCAUUGAUUUUUAUAUUCUUGUGAACUCAAAUAUACUUUAUAGGAAACAUGCACAAAAUAUUCUUUUUUGCUCGUUAGGCAGCAAAUCGCGUCUUUAAAUGUUAUGCUUGAAGAAAGUGUAUCUUUCAUUAUUAAAAUAUUUCCCAGUUCCCAAUUAAUCUUGAGCCCGACCUGCCGUUGCACUUGCAUUCCGGGUUUCCGAACUGCAACCUUUAUACCUUCCGUGUAAGGAAAAUCAUACAUUUCUAAUUGCUCUUAUGAAGAGGACAUAUAAGGCUUAUAAAAUUAUGUAGAUGGAUAUGGACCACGUUGUCCACUUCAUAAGCAGCAUUAGCAAGUGUGCUGAUGCGAUGCUGCACGAUUUUACAUUUCACAGUUCGGAAAAACUCUUAAUUAGAACUAUACACUUCCCCUUCAAGUAUAAAAUUUGAAGAAGACGUAAUUUUCUGCCAAAUGAGUGAAGGAGAGUAUAUUUUCGUGCAUGUUUUCUAUAACAUAUGUUUGCAUUUACAAGGGCGCAGAAAAUCAACGAGAAAAGUUCAUACUACUUGAGCAGUCAUUUUUCGCAGGGUGUAGUUUGUGCAGGUGGCUAGAAAAUGUCAUCCUGACGUGACUGAAAUACCCCGGGAUAAUGCCGCACGAUAAUUAAUACCACAACUUUUAAAAAAGCUGUCCGAAAUCAAAACAUAUUUCAGAAUUUCGGUCAACAUUUCAUGAGAUAGCGCAUCUAUUGCACUUACUUGCAACAGCAUUUGUCAAUUGAUUACCCCGGCACCAUGUUUUUGGAGGGAUUCGCUUAAGGGAGGCCGCGUUUACUCAUAGCUUGGUUUUCAUAUUUGCCCAAUGCCGCGAUCCCCAGAGGAUUGAACGUAGUCAGGCGGAGAUCUUGCACAAUUGAUUGACCAGACUGCCAAUCUUAGACUUAAGGUAGCAGAAUGUGUCCACCAGUUCGGCGUGGGGUUAUUAGCGUUUACAACGAGGUAUACUGUGAAUCCUCGGCGGUCGUCCUUUGUUUCCGAUUAAUUGCCUUUCAAGUUCAUUCCUGCUGGUUUCGCGUCCAUCCAGGAAACAGCACAUUUUAUUUCUGCGAAACAUCUUGCCGGCAGGGCAGCGCAGGCACACGCGGACCACAACCGGAGUCGCGUGCCAGGUUGUGCUGAAGAGCUCCGUGUAUCAUUCAGCUCUGUGUGACGAAUCGCAGUCCUACCAGGCGCCAGAGAUGACGCCCAAGGUAGCCACACCCCUCGACAACCACGCGUACUGCUGUUCUUAUUCCGUGAGACUUGAGUCUAGGGAUGCAGUUUCUGCGUCAUGCCAAUAUGCAUCAUAACAGGAAAUCCCGACAGAUAGAGUUAGAGGAGACAGAGGAGACAUGGACAGCCCGGUGAAGUGUGAAGUAAUUAUCAACAUAUUUCCGCCGCGACCAUAGCGUAGACUAAUUACUAUGGUAGGGGGCGCUCACGGAUCGUUCAUAAGGAACUCACUCGUUCCGUUGUGCCUUACGGGCUCCCUCUCGAGCCCAACCAGCAGCAGCGCAUAAUAUCGGCAGAAUGGCAUUACCGACAAAGACAAGGGAGACUGGAAUGGCCAUUUCUGGCUUAUUAGCCGUCGUCAGCCAGUCAUACCCAGCCCCGAUGUGUGGAACACCCGAGGCUCGCACUAAUUACUCUCCCGUUCGUGCGUCGUGGUACAAACUGAAGCGAUUGGAGUUAACUAUCGUGAUCACCUGCGCCAUUGUCAGGGGAGACUUGUCACUGUAGUUCUUGUGCUGUGACCUAUCGCCUUUCUUGAAGAUCAGCCUAACGGUAACGUCGCUGCUCUUUUUGUUGGUUACUGUUCAUGCCUCCAAAAUGGGGGAGAGGGCGGGGUAAGACAGUCAUUUAAUCGGUCAACUAAUACUGUUGAAUAGCACCUUUUGCGUUUCCAUUGGGAGACGGUCAUCGGCGAGUGUCUCGCCACUCUUCACUUUUGUCACCGCGUCACGAAUCACUUUGUCUGUGGGGGGGGAGUUUAUUUUUUUCUGGCAUUUCAAGUAGUGAUUUCGGUUACUCAGCUUCAGGGAUUGGAGAGUCGUGCGUACAGCCCUCAUUAUAUGGCGCAUCUUGUCUGGUGAGUAGAUCGCCAUUGUCGACUAUGGAUGUGAAUGGAACAUCUGUUCCACGCUUUGCCCGCCCUCGUUGAUCAUGGUUAUAUGAGCUCCGAGACGUCUUAUCGAGACUGGGACGUGAUUCGGUUAUAACACAAUCAACGCUGAUCCAGCUGCCUUGUUUUCUUCGGACCGGUGCCUUGCCGACCCGGUGUCUGAGACUAGUCAAUAUCAUGUCACCUCGCUGCUUAUGUCACGCAGGCAUAUCCAUACGCCACUAAGGGAGGCACAGCGAGCGCUGAAGGAGUUAUGGACCGACGUCGAAAUGGCUGAUCAACAUGUUGGCAGAGGCCGGUCCACCGGUGUUCUCGAUAAAGCGGACCACCGAAACAAAUCCCUGGAACUCCUGGUCGAUCGACAGUCCUGUAGGUUCCGCGAUGUAGCCAUCUUGUAAAGGUGACAAUAACCCUGGCUCGAAUGUUGAGAGAUAAAGUCAUCAGCACCAAAGACUGGCGCUAUUCCAUGCUCUCCGAAAAAGUGCACAAGCCAGACGCCGCCCUCCGAGGCACGCCCAUUUACGGGCUUGCGUACUGGUUAUUCCAGAAACUGUGGCUUCUGACCUCGGGUUCACAAACAGCGCUUCACGCUUCAGAGAAUUUUUUGAAUAAGGUAAAGGUAAGAAUGGUGUCAUUUAAUGUUGCUCCAUACUUCACAGGGUGGCAAUCGAAGCACUCAGUAGCUUGCUGCUUCAAAACCACGAUGAUAACUAUGACUUGUCCGCAACUGGGUAUCUUAUAGAGGUCGUGGGGCGCUUCGCCAAAACAUUCUUUGCCUUCGAGGGACCAUAAGCGAACAAAUAUGUUCGUGUUUGUUACUGGGACAGCUUUCCAAAAGUUCCUAAGAGGACUGUCCGAGGUUAAACCACCCUAAUUUUGAGCAUGCUUCUUUGAGGACACCCUUAUCGUCAUCGCUCAUCAUAAUGCUGGUUACUAAAAGCAGCGUCCGAAUUCUAUCACCCCCGAUCUCCGGUUUACGAUAGAGGACAGACUUCAGUUCUUAGAUGUUCUUGCUUGCCGCCAACCGGAAGACCAGCUGUAAACGUGAAUGUAUGAGCAUCAGUCGACCGCUCGAAGGAUAGCGCGGAGGUAGCGACCAGUGUCGCGCGGACGGGCCACAUCUUCAGCUUGGACGCCGUUAAGAUUGUGGCGACGACCACACAUCAGGGCAAGAAGCUUGGAUGUCCACCGACUGCUCAGUCAACUGUUGCAUAAAUUUGCCUCCCAUCAGUCUAGUUUGUCCAGUCUACUCAGCGGGACACAGUGAAGGUGUGAAGCAAUCGCGGCCGCCAAUUAUCGCCACGGUCAACGAGGUCGGGGUCGAUACAGGUCACAACGAAACGUCGGACCGAUUUAGAUCCACAGGCCACAUUGAUGAUCUACCCACCCGGCAAAAUGAUCCACGCAAUGAGAGCUGUGCGCACGACUGGGUAGCCGGAAUGAUUGCUCGAAGCGUCACGGCAAAAUUAACUCUCAGUGAACGACGCCUCUGCCUUCGACCGACCAACUACGACUCGAAUUCUCACUACUCCUGACACAACCUAUGCCUACUUUUACUUUUAAACCCCCAAGCACAAUCGGUUCAUCUGCUUGCGGCACCAACUCCAGUUGUGCUCAUCGUCAUGGCUUGUCGUCCUGGGAUAUGGGUAGGCUCUGAUGUUCGUGCCAAGUUUUUCUCUACGAUGGGGGAGACCCGUUGUUAUGACACGCUCAUUGUUUUCAUGUCGCUUUUGAUGACAAGGGCCACUUCAGCAUCGCCUUUCUGCAUAUCCUGUGCCUACCUCACCUAGGUGUCCUUGUUUUGAGAAGUUGGUCUUGCUGAGAUCUCGAUGUUUAUCUGGAACUGGACCAGCUCGCGACUGCUAAGAGUGUGGCCUCAGGUCGAUCGGCCUAUUGGCCGCCAUAAUGGCGGAAGUCACUAUGGCAGAAUGGUCUUGUUUUAGCGCACAUUUAUAGCUUUCACUAGCCACGGUCGGCUAUGUGCACCCCGCGAGCCAUGCAUGUUUGGGGUAGGUUUUUUUAACUCCUCUCCCAUGUGCUGGUAAGCUGGUUUCUCUGGGCGGCUGCCGCAUCCGUUAUGGUUCACUGUUUGUUUGGUGAAAAAUGCAACCAACAGAGUCUCUCUCACUGUCCGCAGGACUUUGUUACAGCGGUUAGUAGGUUUUUGUUGCAUCGACUCAGAGCCUCCGUCUACCGCGUGCCGCACUCCGGCUCCUCUCGACUCCACUCAGAUGCCAGUUGCCGUUAAGGCCAGGUUAAGGAGCUAUUGUAGCCUGACCUCGUUCCUGCGGAGGAGGCCUUCUCCACGCCCUCAUCUGACUGUCUUCCAAGGCACAGCUUUUGUUGCCUUUUGUCUCCCCUUGUCUCUCUCACACUUACAGUAAGUAGGCUAACUCAUGAAAUGUCAACCCAAAUUCCGAAAUGGGUUUUCGUUUCGAAACGAUUAAUUAAGUAGGGUUGUAAAACCAGUCAGCCUGCAACAUAAUUCGGUAAUAUUACAGUUACCUCAGGAUGCCGGCUGUCGAACGAACUUCCUUCGGCUGCAUGCAAAAACUGCAUUCUGUAAAAAAUUACUAAUUAUGUAGCAUGAAUUUUUCUCAUUGAUUUUCGGUGCCCCUAUAAGUCAAAUUAUAUUUCAUGGAAAAGAUGCAUAAAAAUAUUCAUUCUUUUGCUCAUUCAGUAGAAAAUUAAGUCUUCUUUCAAUUUUAUACUCGAAGGAGGGACAAAAUUCGAUUUUAAAAAGUUUCUGAUGGUGGGACUUUUAAAUACCGUGAAAUGGCCGUUCAUAAAUCGUCAUGCCUCUGCAUUUACCAAUGUGGCUUGUAAAGUUAACAAUAUGGAUCAAAUCCAAAGCUCAAUUUUAUGAGCCCUAUAUGGUCCCCCUUUAUUACCGUAGAGAAAUGUGUGGUUUUCCGUACGCGGAAAAUAUACAGCUUGUAGUUUGGAAACCCUGCAUCCUAGUGUGACGGUAAAGCGCGUUCAGAAUUAUUCGAAAAUUGGAAACAUUUUUAAAAAUCGAAUAAUACCCAUUCCUUCGAGCAUGUUUUCCAUGAAAUAUAAUUGGACAUUUAGGGGCAUCGAAAAUCAAUGCGAAAAAUUUAUGUUAAAUGAUUAGUCGUUUUUCACAGAGUGUAGUUUUUGUUUGCAGCCGGAAAGUGGGUUCGUUCGAAAGCCGACAUCCUGAGGUAGCUGAAAUAUUAUAGAAUUAUGUUGCAGGCUGAUUAGUCUUACAACCCAUCUUAAUUAAUCCUUUCGGAACCAAAACGCAUUUCGGAAUUUUGGUUGACCUUUCAUGAGUUAGCCCACCUACUGCAUCUUGCCAGUGAUAAGCCCGAACAUAGUGAGCUCUAAAAUGGCAAGACGGAGGACUUAAUGCCUCCAUCUGUGCCUGCCAGAAACACGACUGAGUCCGCCAUCUUGAUUGAACCAGACUUCACACUUAUUCACGGGGGUGGGAUGCAGGCUCAAUGUGCCUGAAUUGACACAAAGCCCCCGUCCACGGAUGCCACAAACACGGCCGGUUGUUCCCCAGGCUUUAAGCAGGCCGUGAGUGACCGAUCUCAUGAAAUAUGGGCCGGACUUUCGAAAUGCGUUUCCGAGUAGGAAGGAUUACGUAGGUGGGGUUGUAAUAUUGGUUUUCAUGUACCAUAUUUCGGACUUGUCAGGAUGUCGGCAUUUGAACUUCUUUUCGAUCUCCCAUAGAAACGCACUCGGUGAACAGUAGCAACUAAAGUGGCAUGCACUUGAUUUUCGAUGGUUUUAUUUUGUAGAAAACAUUCACAAAGCUAUGCUUUCUUUAGCUCGUUUGGUAGGAAAUCACGUUCUCUUCAUAUUUUAUACUCGAAGAAAGGAUAACUUUAAGUUUUCAAAAAGUUUCUAAUCAUGAGAUUUUUUAAGAUCAUGCAAUGUCCACUCAUACAUCGUCGUAUCUGUCCGCUAACCAAUGCUUCUCAUGAGGUAUACAACACAGCUCGCAGCCAUUGCAAAAUUCAGUGUACUCUACAUGGUAUAUUUUUAAAGUCAUGUAGGGAUAUAUGAUUUCUCUUGCGCGGAAAGUAUCCACUUGGCAGACUGAAAUCACUAAACGCAAAUGCAGCAGCUGCUCAUGCUCAAAUUAUUUGGGAAUCGGGAAACUUUUUCAGAACCUAAAUAUGCCCUUCCUUUGGAUUCAAAAUUUGAAAGGAACUUGAUUUACUACCAAACGAACUAAAGAAAACAUAUUUUUGUGCAUGUAUUCCAUAAAAUAUAUUUGAAUUUAUAAGACCAUCGAAAAUAAAUGUGAAAAAUGCAUGCCACUUAAGUAGUCUUUUUCCACAGAGUGCGGUUUCUACAGGAGGUCGAAAAGAAGUGCUUUUAAAAGCCGACGUCCUGACAAGUUCGAAAUAUUAUACGAUUAUGCCACAUGGUAAUCAACAUUACAACCCCAGCUACUUAAUCCUUCCUAGUCGAAAACGCAUCUCAAAAUUCCGGCCCACAUUUCAUGAGAUCGUUCACUCAUUAUAGUUCCACGGGGGAGGGGGGGGGGACAGCCAACCGCUUACCCUCAUAGGCCAUCGUAUGUCAGGGGAAACAAUUGUCAGGGUGGUACCGCUGCACGGAGUGCGGUCUAAUGAAGCCACCGAUGAGAGCCUGAUGCUGGGUAGGAGUCAAAUAAAUUAGUCAUUACACACAGCGUAGACAUAAUGCAAACUGUCGCUCCGUAGCCACCGCAUACAUAGCUCUUGCGGAUUUACCAUCCGAUCCAUUAGCAGAAGUUGGGGUGUCGCGAUUGUUGAUGGCGGAACUUGCGUACGAUUUAUGUUUAACGGUUCAAUUCAAGCUAGGUUAUUUGGCACUCAGCUUGUAUUUCGAAUGACGGUCUAUCCCGGGAGAUAACGUUUGGGGAAGAACUUAUCAAUGGCUCAUGUCGCAGUAUCGUCAUCAUCGGACUCUGGUGUUUUACGGGGAAGCUGGUUUGCCAGAUUCGAACUCCCCUUCCACCCCUGCUUUUACUUUCACUGCCGGUCCUAGGGAAAGGCGAUGAUUUUUCAUAAGUUUCUGCAUCCGAUCAGUGGUGGUGCUCACGUGACUCCAGAAGGUAGACUGAGGUAGUGGCACCGCCUCUUUAAACAUUUUAGAGAUCUGUUGGAUCAACAUUAUUGACAGUGGUAACUUUGAUCAUCAUUCUUUUUUGUUCGUUUAGGUCACCCUGAAUACACACGAAGCAUUCUCGGAACCCUUCGAAUUGUUUACCAACACGAAGGCGUUUUCCAUGGCCUCUACAAGGGUGUGACUAUGAACUGGAUCAAGGGCCCUAUCGCCUCCGGCGUGAGUUUCACUGUCUUCCACCAAAUACAGUACCUACACCAAUGGUUUCGGUCCAGGUAG
Spirometra erinaceieuropaei is the source of this 21365-nucleotide messenger RNA. NCBI's taxonomy places the organism in Eukaryota, Metazoa, Platyhelminthes, Cestoda, Diphyllobothriidea, Diphyllobothriidae. The record is from the annotation of a GenBank genome assembly.